GCUGCGGCUUCAAUGUUGCUGUGAGGCGUGCAUACUGUCAAUCCAUCUGAUGAAGAACUUGCUGAAUCAGCAGUUGUGAUAUGUGAAACUUCUGCAACAUGUGGUGUGCUGUGUAUACAACUAAGGAAGUGAAUGGUUUGCGAAAUAUGGGUGAAGUUGCACCUGUCGGGCAUGCAUGUUGAAGGGAAGACAUGAGGAGAGAUGUGCAAGAGAUAUUCAAGAUGACUCCUCAUUAAAUUCAAGUUAUGAUGUUUUCUGCAACACUCAGCAAGGAAAUUCAUCCUGUUUGCAAGAAAUUUAUGCAAGAUAUCUUGGGAAACAUGAAGAAAGAUCCAGCGCCGUUGAUGUUGUCUACUAUUACAAAGAAACUGCACGAGCUCGACUAUGUGCUUAAGGUAAAUAUAAUGUGAUUAACAAAGAGUCUUUUGGAUUAUCACACUUUUUACAUAUGUUUACAAGAUGAGGGUUUCUUUUUGUAUCCUAUAACAUUUAAAUGUUAUUCAAAUCAACCAGGUUCGGUAGGUUGCUAUGAUUUGUAUAUGGAACCCUUUUGAAGAUAAGUUCUUUGCUAAAGCUAAUUAGUCUUUAUGAAAAACCUGCUGAGUUAUGCAGAUCAUACCUCUGGAAUUUUGAUUGUUGUACACUUAUACAUCCUUAUAAUGUUUCUUUGACAGAUUUAUGCAUUAGAGGAUGGUAAAGCACGUUCUAUGUGGGAGGAAAUAGGAGGUCAAAUCUCAAUCCUAAGUCCUGACAGAUAUGGCCAUAUUGAUUGGUCAAUCUUUGAAGGUAUUAUUGUAAACUCACUUGAAGCAAAAGAUGCUAUUUCAAGGUAUGUUAGACGAAUUGUUUUUGAAGGAGGACUCAUUGUAGAUCCAGAUCAGGGGGAGUUUCUCUGCCCUGUAUGUCGUGGACUUGCAAAUUCAGCAUUUCCUGCAUUACCUGGAGAUUCUCAAAAGGUUUCUAGACCACCAAUGGUUUCAACUGUCAGUUGGCCAGAUGCUACAGGCCAAUUAUCCUCUGCAAACAGGGAAACUAAUUUCCAUCGCUUUCAGGAAGCCUUGUCUCUUUUACAUAGUGCUGCUGAUGUUGCUGGGAGGAGUGAAAUCCUAAAAGCUUUUCCAAUGCAUCGAAAUGGAAGGAUAAGACCAAAUCCUGAAUCCAUGUUUCGUGUACUAUUUGGAAUGUAUUUUCCAAGCAAACAGGAUAGGAUUUCAGGAUCUGCAAGGGUAAGCCACUCGGUAAUUAUGUGGGACACUCUUAAGUACUCUCUUAUUUCAGGAUUUGCUGAUGGUCUGCUGGUCUGCUGCUGCUGCUGCCGGUGUGCUGCUGCAGAAUUUUGCUGGGCUGCUACUGCUGCAAUGUUGCUGUAA
Messenger RNA from Camellia sinensis, 1370 nucleotides. NCBI's taxonomy places the organism in Eukaryota, Viridiplantae, Streptophyta, Magnoliopsida, Ericales, Theaceae. The record is from RefSeq and is a predicted model, not a curated record.